This is a messenger RNA of Penicillium oxalicum, 429 nucleotides long. Its product is annotated as cytidine deaminase. NCBI's taxonomy places the organism in Eukaryota, Fungi, Ascomycota, Eurotiomycetes, Eurotiales, Aspergillaceae. Bases 1 to 429 code for a protein of 142 amino acids. Gene Ontology annotation, molecular function: cytidine deaminase activity; zinc ion binding. The transcript has 5 exons. The record is from RefSeq and is a predicted model, not a curated record. Gene Ontology annotation, cellular component: cytosol.
AUGCCUCCCAUCAACUCCCCCAUCUCGGCCGAAGAGCUCCACACUCUGUCCACCAAGGCCAUCGAGGCCAAGACCGCCGCAUACUGCCCGUACUCCAAAUUCCGCGUCGGCGCAUGCAUUCUGACCGCGUCCGGUGACUUUGUCGUCGGAGCUAAUAUCGAAAAUGUCGCCUAUCCCGUAGGAACCUGUGCGGAGCGCGUCGCUUUCGCCACGGCUAUUGUUGCCGGCCACAAAGAGUUCCGCGCUAUUGCCGUUGCCACUGACAUCACGCCUGGAGCUUCACCCUGUGGAAUGUGUCGACAAUAUAUGCGAGAAUUCACCACUCCUUCCUUCCCUAUAUACAUGUAUGACGGACAAGGGAACUAUGUCAUGAAGACGAUGGGCGAGUUGUUGCCAAACUCGUUCGGGCCCGAGGAUCUGCCCAAAUAA